AUGGUUCAGCAAAUGAUUUCAACAUCCCUCACGACUACUGCUGCUGGUGGUGGUGGUGGUGGUGGUGGUGGAAACACGAGUCAGCAACCUGUGGAAACGAGAGUGUCCUCCGGAUCAGCCAAGUCCUCUUCUUCAAGUCGAAAUGCGCAGCAGCCCGACAAGCAACUCUCACAGAUUGAAAAGAGCGUUACCCACCUUCUCGUCGCGACAAAGCAGUUAUUAGAGACCCUCACACAAUGGUCACGACAACGUGCGACGGAGAGCGAGGUUUCGGACGUUUAUGUCCGUUUGGGAUACGAGUUCAACUUGGCCUGCAGGGCUUUUGGAGCUAUUGGCGUCGACACAGCAGACUUGGGCCCCGUGCCCGAUCUCCUCCGGACCAUUUUGGAAGACACCCUUAGUCAAGAUGCAUCUCCAGAGAGCCUCGAUCGGUAUCUACCGCGCAUACGGGAUAUCAUUAUCAAUUUACUCCAGGGUCUCAAGAAAAAACAGGCUAAGUUGCGGUCGAGGCAGAUGAAAGAUGGAUUGCCCGCGACAACACGACAUGGCAGUGCUGGCAGCGUGGGAAGCGGGGACAAUAGUCUAAAUCAGAUCGCAGAUGAAGCUCCAUCGUUACCGCAGUCCGCGCCGAAACGACAACAAGAGGUAUCUCGCCAAGCUAAUACAAUGACAAGCUAUGGAGAUACGGGAUUUACCAGAAAUAACUCUUCUGCCACCUGGUCUAAUGACCGCCAUGGACCAUCUUUUGCCGAAAGGGAAGCGACGAAGAGAGACCAGUCAAAGUCAGGUGUUUCUUCGAAUUCGUCACUAUCAAGUAAUGCUAUGCAGAAUAUUCCAGUUGUGUCCCCAUACCCUGACCAAAGCAUGAACGGAUCUCGCUACGGCAAUGCUUCCAAUUUCUCAGCGCAUAACUUCCCUCAUCCCCCGCCUCCCACGCCUCCAAGCUCUAAACAAGACGACGCCAUUGGGAUGCUACAAAGAAGUGGUGAACUGGAACGACGAGCGUCGAGGAGAUUCUCUGCCUAUCAAAUACAAAAACACCUUGGUCCAUCUCCUAAUGGUGUUCCAGUUAUUCCUCCUUCGCAGAAUUCCCCGGUUCCGAAUCGAGGCCGCGAUGUUCGCGAAUCAAUGAAUGCAGUGCGCCUCCGUGGAUCAUAUCUUCACAACAGGCAGCGCUCAAAUAAUCGGACUGUCGAAUCGUCCCCUGGCCAAACCAAUUCACCCGAGCGCAGGGGACCAGCGAAGAAACCUCACGUCGACACGUCAGUGGGAUCGACUGAAGACGAUGGUCCGCUGCCGAAAACCUCAACUGACAAGCUUGGCUCCCCGCGCCGGUUUGAGUCGAGAGAUAUGCCACCUGCUAGUGGCUCUCUGCCCGCUCUGCCCCAUAUUUCAGAGCGGGAUUCGGGUUCAGAGACAUUCGAGAGCUCGUCGAAAAAGGGCACGGAACAGCAAUCUUCACCCGCGAACGGGACCCAACAUGCUAAAACCUCAUCUACGAGCUCUGACAACUCGCAAGUUAGCCAGUUUACUCCAGAGUCAUCCCCCCCUCCAACCAAAGAAAUAACACUCUUCUUACAGUACAGAAGUAAGAUUAAGAAAUACGUCUUGUCAGAGGGCUAUUCUGAGUUAACUCUUGGCCGAUUACAAUUGGCGUUUAUCGAAAAAUUCGCAUGGAAUACCCAUAACAAUGGUACAGAUUUGCCGGAGAUUUAUCUCCAGGAUCCUGUCUCUGGCGUUCGGCAUGAACUGGAAGAUCUGAACGACGUAAAAGAUCGAUCAGUCCUCGUGUUGAAUGUUGAGCCACUUGACGAGGUGAAGAAGCACUUCGACGAUGGAGUCGGGGGUCUCCGUCGUUUGAUAGAAGGCGUCCGUGAAAUUGUUGAUGGACAGGGAGCGUCUAUCCAACGGUUAACUGACCGUCAAUUAGAAGCUUCGAAAGAAAUUUCUCGCCUUGCUGCAGCCCCGCCUCCGGUAGAUGCAUCCAAAUCUAUCGUUACAUCCAAAGGUCCAAUUGCAGGUGGCGGAAACCAUAUUUCAGAACUUCAGGGUAUUCGUCGUGAUCUUGCCGUGCUACGUCAGACUUAUACGAGUUUCGCGACAGAUGUAUCAAACUCUAUGGGCUCCAUCCGAUCCAAGGCAGGUUCUGUAAAGCAUGCAGCGAAUGAACUGACUGUGCCGUCAUUUGAGGGUGAUGCAGGCCGUGCUCGCGUGAAUGCAGGGAAGAAAGAGCUUGCUGACGAAUCUGAAAGGAUCGUCGCUCGUGUCGACGAUCUUCAAGAUCUCGUUGAGGAUCUUCGGAAGGAUGUUGUCACUCGUGGUGUCCGGCCCCUACCAAGACAAUUGGAAGCUGUAGGCCGGGAUAUCGGUGCAGUAUCGAAGGAAUUGAACAAGAUGAAGGAAUUCCUUAAACGAGAAAAACCAAUAUGGACUAAGAUAUGGGAGAAGGAGUUACAGCUUGUGUGUGAGGAGAGAGAUCAACUCACAAUGCAAGAAGAUCUAGUGAUUGACCUUGAGGACGAUCUCGACAAGGCAACCCAGACAUUUGCCCUUGUGGAGCAGGCCACGAAACAACAGUCUCUCCACUCCGCUUCGAACGCGACCCCUGGACCCAACGGGUUGAGAAACGUAUCCCGCAAUUUCCCAGUCGAUGAGCCGUUUGACCCCAUGAAAGCCAAGGACCACCUCCUAGGAGAAGAGAUCGAACGGAUGCGGAAGGCAAAAGAUGAGCGGAUACGCAAGGAUGUAUGGGAGCGCAUGAAUGGUAUUGUCCCUGGACCGGAACAGAACACCGCGACGACAACCGCAGCAGCAGCAAGCCUUCCUUCCCCUGAUGACAACCUGCCUGAGGAGAUUUCCAAGUCACCUGAAACGGCGGGAUCAGGGGAAGAGCGUGCCAACUCAUCAUCAACUGGAGAAGGAAUCGCCUGCCGUGAUUCUAUUUCUAGCCGUGGCAGUCCCCUUUCCCCUGCAAAAGAUGAGCUUGCAAAAACACAAUCUUCUCCAACUGCUCCUGUUUCCGAACGCAAACGCUCAUCAUGGCUCACGUCCAUAUUCACCAACUAA
This is a messenger RNA of Histoplasma mississippiense, 3066 nucleotides long. RefSeq lists its product as hypothetical. Gene Ontology annotation, molecular function: cytoskeletal regulatory protein binding. Gene Ontology annotation, cellular component: cell tip; cytoplasm. The transcript is spliced from 4 exons. Bases 1 to 3066 code for a protein of 1021 amino acids. The record is from RefSeq and is a predicted model, not a curated record. Lineage: Eukaryota; Fungi; Ascomycota; Eurotiomycetes; Onygenales; Ajellomycetaceae. Gene Ontology annotation, biological process: establishment of cell polarity.